Messenger RNA from Cryptococcus wingfieldii CBS 7118, 708 nucleotides. RefSeq lists its product as hypothetical. The transcript has 2 exons. NCBI's taxonomy places the organism in Eukaryota, Fungi, Basidiomycota, Tremellomycetes, Tremellales, Cryptococcaceae. The record is from RefSeq and is a predicted model, not a curated record. The coding region runs from base 1 to 708 and encodes 235 amino acids.
AUGUCCGACCGCGACGACCCCAAUGACAUCUCCCUCUUCUACGGCCACGACGACGACAAUACCCAACAAGAUGCCGAUGUCGAUACCGGUGAACCCUCUUCAUCCUCGCACGGCCCCCUCCUCCCUCGCCCCUCCGACUCGGAAGAAGACCUCAAUCACCGCGCUCUCGCCGCUAGCUCCCGAAACCAGAGCACCGCCGACAAGAUUAACAGAGUUAUGAGCCGGUAUACGUGGGAAGAGUUGGCGGGGAAGGAGAACAAGACGGAUGAAGAGAAGGAUGUUCGUCGUAUCCUGAGUAAUAGAAGGGCGGCGCUGAACUCUCGCAACAAUAAGAAAAAGAAUCAAAAUUCCCUAGUAACCAUCAACGACGACCUAGCUUCCCAGCUCUUCGAGAGCCACAAAACUAUUGACGAGCUCACGAACGCCAGAGACGAGAAAGACCAGCAGGCGCUGACUAGGGACCAGUAUAUCCUUUCGCUGGAAACCAGGCUGACCGCAAUGGAGAAUCUGUUCAUCGAGACUGGCGGAGUUUUGCCCUCGAGUUUUAGUCAACAGCAGUCAUGGUUCCCUUCAGAAGUGGCUCUUCCAGAAGGAGAAGGCGGUGAUAAUCUUUGGACCGACGGCCAACAUGUACAGUUUGGUGAUGGGAGUUUUCUGGGGCCCGACAUGACUCAGCAAGAUAGUACCCAAAUGGAUCACGAGCAAUGA